AUGGCACACACAUUUGACAAUCGGAACUUCAUUUCAGGUAAACAGCAAACAUUUUAUUCUGCUGUUUCACCAUCAUCAUCAUCAUCAUCAUCAUCAUCAAGACCUGCCAUAAGAAAUACUCUUAAAGAGAUAUCAUCUUCACGACAAUCAUCACCAAGGUCGAACGAUCGUCUACUAUCCUAUGAAGAAAAUCGCAUUAAUAAACCAUUAGAUAAUCAACAAAAUUCCAAAUUAUCAUUUCAUUCACCGUCAACAUUAAAUAAUUCAACUUAUCAUGAAAGACAACAACCAUUAAAAGAUAAUUAUUCUACAUUUUCAUCAGAAAAUCAUAGUUCUGAUACAAAACCACCACCACCUAAUCGUACACCACGUAUAACAUCAACAGUACAUAAUAAUGAUACUCAUCAUACAAAUGUUUUAUCUCAAUACUCACCGAAUGCAAUGAAAACAAAUACAACUUAUUUAAAUACAACUCAAGUUUAUAUAACUCAACCAUCAUUACGAGAUAACUCAUCAAUUCCAUCACCACCACCGCCACCACCACCACGUUGUCCUCUUCAACCUCCUGCUAUCCCACCACGAAAUUCACCAACAUAUAAUCAAAAAAAUUCCAUCAUUAUUCCUGAUUUUAAUUCAUCUAAAUCAGCAAAAACAAUUUAUCGAUCACCUAUGAUAUCGUCAACUGUAAAAAGAAAUGAUCUUAAUGAUGAUCAUUUACUUGAACAUCAGUUUAAACCAUUUUCAAUUGAUAACAAUCAUCCUAUUGAAGAAACAACAAAUGGAUCAGCUAUCGGAGAAUAUUUCGGUGAAUGUUAUAAAUGUGGUGAGACAAUAACAAGUUUAGAUGAUCCAUGUGAUAUAUUUGGUCAAAUUUAUCAUAGUUCUUGUGCUAUUUGUGCUUUAUGUGGACGAUCUGUAAGAAAUAGACAUUUUUUUGUUCAAGAUCAAUUAUAUUGCGAAGAAGAUUUCUUGUAUACGGGUUUUUAUGAAACACUUGAACAUUGUGUUGCUUGUGGUCAUCUAAUUACUGAUACAAUUGCUCAAGCACUUGGACAAUCAUAUCAUCUAACAUGUUUUAAGUGUUCAAAAUGUUCAAUUUGUUUGGAUGGUAUACCAUUUGUGAAGGAUGAAAAGCGAAAUCUUUUUUGUUUACAUGAUUAUUAUAUAACUUAUGGACCACGUUGUGAUAAAUGUUCAAAUCCAAUUUAUCCUGAAGAUGUGAGACAAAAUUGGAUAUAG
This is a messenger RNA of Rotaria sp. Silwood1, 1239 nucleotides long. Lineage: Eukaryota; Metazoa; Rotifera; Eurotatoria; Philodinida; Philodinidae. The record is from the annotation of a GenBank genome assembly.